UUAGAUUAUUAAAUUACUUUUGAGAGUUAUGAAGCGUAGAAUGUACAAUUCGAGGGGUUUAACUUGUCAGUUUUUUUUUUUUUUUUAGUUGAUCACUCAUCGUAAUAGUUAGUGCCUACCAACUACCAAUAAAUUCAACUGCGGCUGAUGAAACAGAAACACCACCACCUGUUUGACAAAAGGUCUAAGACAACUUGUAGCAGAAAUUUCAAUGGACGUUAUCCUCGGAAGGAGAUGGAGGGGUCCUAUAGCUAUGGCACUAAGGAGUGUGGAAGCAGUGGCUUUCUUGGUUUUUCUGGUUGUUGGGUUCUCAAUUUUCAUGGCAAUGGGACGCUCUAAAACUCUUAAUCAAAUUGAACUGAAUAAUCAUUCAGGUCAUUGUAACUUUCCAGCAAUAUUCAACUUUGGGGAUUCGAACUCUGAUACUGGAGGCAAAUCAGCAGCGUAUGAUCGGCUUCCCUCUCCUAACGGUGACACCUUCUUUGGUAAACCUUCGGGGAGGUUCUGCGAUGGACAACUUGUCAUUGAUUUUAUAGCUGAGAAGCUGGGAUUGCCAUACUUGAGCGGGUAUCUAGAUUCUAUUGGGACAAAUUUUCGAUAUGGGGCAAAUUUUGCUACAGCGGGGUCUACUAUUCAGCCAGUUGAUGCCAAAAUAUUUGAGAUGGGUUUUAGCCCCUUCUCUCUUGACAUACAGCUUUUUCAAUUUGAACAAUUCAAAGCACGCACCAUUGAGCUAUACAAGGAAGGUAGAAGCUCAUAUAUCGAAAGCAGUUUCCCCAGACCAGUGGACUUUUCCAAGGCACUAUACACAUUGGAUAUUGGACAGAAUGAUCUUCAUGGUGGGUUCGUGUCGAUGACAGAGAAACAAGUGCUGGCAUCAACACCAAAUAUUAUCAAUCAAUCUGCUGAGGCAGUAAAGAAACUAUACCAAUUAGGAGCAAGAUCAUUUUGGAUACAUAAUACAGGUCCUAUUGGCUGCUUGCCUUUUGCUGUAAUAUAUUAUCCUCCAAAGCCAGAAAAUAUGGACCAAAGUGGUUGUGUGAAGUCCCACAAUGAGGUCGCCAAGGAAUUUAACAGGCAGCUUCAAGAGAGGGUGACCCAACUGGGAGCGCAACUUCCAGAUGCAAUACUUACUUAUGUUGACAUUUUCUCGGCUAAAUACACUUUAAUUUCUGAAGCAAAGAAGCUUGGUUUUGCUAAUCCACAUGGAUACUGUUGUGGGCAUCUUGGAGAUUACAAUGUUGACUGUGGAAGGAAGGCAAUGGUGAAUGGGACUGAAAUCAUAGGGGCUUCAUGCAGCAAUCCUUCAGAGUACAUUAGUUGGGAUGGCGUACAUUAUUCUCAUGCUGCAAAUAAAUGGAUAGCCAACCAAAUUCUUAACGGCAACCUUUCCAACCCUCCGAUCCCGAUUACUGGAGCUUGUCACAAGCUUGGUCAUUCAUGAUCACAAGCCUUAAGCUGCAAUGGAUAUCUUGCAAUCAUGCAAUGGAAAAGUUUAAGUUCUAUCAGAGAUGCGGUUAUGUUUCUGUUAAUAAUUCAUUUUCCCUCCCAUGAAAUAGAACUUUGAAUUUCAUUUUGUACAGACAAUUCACAAAUUUGCACAGAAAAGUUACAAAAGAAGAAGAUCAAUGUUGUAUGAGUGUUAUUAUAUCACUUGAAGUUGGGACUAGCAAAAA
Messenger RNA from Quercus robur (English oak), 1676 nucleotides. Its product is annotated as GDSL esterase/lipase At5g14450-like. The transcript is spliced from 5 exons. Gene Ontology annotation, molecular function: hydrolase activity, acting on ester bonds. The coding region runs from base 212 to 1444 and encodes 410 amino acids. The record is from RefSeq and is a predicted model, not a curated record. Lineage: Eukaryota; Viridiplantae; Streptophyta; Magnoliopsida; Fagales; Fagaceae.